UAGUUCCUCUGGUAUCAGUUUACCAAAACUCUUCGUUUAACGUGUACGUUUCAAAACAGAUGUGUACAGUUAAUUUGUUUUAAAAAUGAAGGAUUUAACAACUGUUUUCCUUCUGUUGUUCAACUUAAACAGAAUAUCAGGACAGUUCUCUUUUGGUUGUCCUUCUGGAUGGGAACUACAUGGUAGCCAGUGUUAUCUAUUUGAACAAGACAAAAAAAGGAUUUAUGAAGAAGCGGACGCAGCCUGCUGGGUAAAUGGCGCCACCUUGGUGAGCGUGAAUGAUUACAAUGAACAUCAGUUUAUAUCCGACUGGCUUGUUAAACACGACUUGCAUCAUGGUUCAGUGUGGCUAACGAGCGGUGUAUACUACCAGGACAGUCUUGUAUGGGAUGGUGACAAUACACUUGGUGAACAAGGUUUUGAUGUCUGGUCUGCCGGGCAUCCACCAGAUUCUGACGAAAAACUUACCAGAAUCGCCUACACUAGAGGAGGACAAUUGAGUAUUGGCGGCUACGGUUGGCAGGUUGUCUCCGAGAGUACAGCAUAUGCUUAUAUCUGUGAAAUGUCAAAGUUGGAUGCACAAGGCAGAAAAGUAGAAGAUAGAGAUUUCACGUAUGGACAAAGUACAAACGAUAUUAAAGAUAUGAAAAGGGGACCAGUGUUUAUUGAACAACCCCGCAGUCUUGCUGUGUUUGGAGAGAAUUCGCCGACAGCAUAUAUAGAAUGUAAGGCGACAGGUAAUCCUUUACCGACAUACAGCUGGACCCGGGAAGGCGGCCAAACUGUAAACUCGGAGUUAGAUAAUAGGUAUACAUUGAGUGCAGGUCGUUUUUCGAUACAAGAUCCAGUUAAAAAAUACGACAGCGGUGAAUACAAUUGUGUUGCAACAAGUGACUCAUUUGGGAAAAUCCUAAGCAACCCAGCCAAUAUCAUCUUUGGAAGCUUGGGAGAAUUUUCCCCUGUGCAACCAGAGGCUGUACAGGCAAAUAAAUUUGAGGGAUCCAGAAUAAGCUGCCAGGCACCUUCAGCUUUUCCAGCAAAGGCGUACAGUUGGUUCUACAACAGUAUAGCUGAGCCGGUUUUUAAAGGGCAUGAGAACAUGUUUGUGUCCAGCUCUGGUUAUCUGUAUUUCUCUUCUGUCCAACCGACUGAUCAAAGGAAGUACUUUUGUUCGGUCACAUUGAUUGCGUCAUCAGAAUACGACACCGUGAUAGAUCAACCGCCCAGCAGAAUCAGCCUUGGUGUUGACCUGUGGGUUACGGGUACAGAACAUGGAUAUUUCAAACCAUUUGUAUACACACAUACCUUUCCUUCCCCGGCUGUCAGAGGAGCUCAAAUCAGACUAGAGUGUGUGGCUUACGGCUCAUUACCACUGACAUACAGCUGGCGUCGUGCUGACGGUAGGGAGUUUCAACCGGGAACCAGGCUCGAGGACAAUAACCGCGUACUGAUAAUUGAAGAUGCUACAAUUGAAGCUGAAGGGUUAUACACUUGCACCGCAAAUGGACGUGCUGGUGUUACGUCGAAAAACAUAACACUCUCAGUGGAAGCGAAGCCUUAUUUCCCCUUCGGCAUAGGAGACCGGUUUGUUGAUCCAAGUCAGACGUUCUUGUGGCGUUGCAAAGCUGUUGCUAGACCAGAGGCUACGUAUUCGUGGUAUAAAAAUGGCGAACUUAUCAAAAACCAACCAGGAGUUCUUGAAGUACAUAAACACUUCAUAGAGAUCUUUAAUGUUGACGCAGCACGUGAUGAAGGGAUGUAUCAAUGCGGUGCUACAAAUGUACACGGAACUACUUUCAGUUAUGGCCAGCUUAAAGUAUUGUCAUUCAAACCAACAUUUGACAAGAAUCCAAUGGUUUCAUAUAUCCAGAUGCCAUUUGGUGGAAAUUACACAUUACCUUGUAAAGUAGAAGCCGCUCCUGUUCCCGAUAUUGUUUGGUUAAAGAACGGAUCUCCCUUACCUUUGACGCCGGGUAUAGUUGACGGUCAUAUAGGCAUGACCUUUGAAAAUGAUCUAGUGUUCAAUACUAUUGAAAGCAGUGACCAAGGAAUGUAUACAUGCAAGGCGACUAAUGUGAACGGAGAGGCAAUAAACUCUACAAGAGUUGAUGUUAUCAGAGGUAUCAACAUAGCAACCGCACCCGUGGACACAAGAGUUCGAGUAAACAACACGGCGUUCUUGUUUUGUCAGGCGGCCUAUGACAGCCGUAGUUUUGAUUUGACGUAUCAAUGGAGAAUUAAUGGACAUCUCAUUGACCCGGAAUUUGACCCACACUUCUUGCUGAGCAAGAGAGGUGGUCUCGAUGGUCUUUAUAUUUUGAAUGCGCAGUUUAAACAUACUGGCAAGUACACGUGCGAGGCUCGUACAACGAUACACAUUGAUAGCAGGAGCGCUGAUCUCUACGUGGAAGGGCCUCCCGGGGCCCCAGCAGGUGUGUAUGCUGAUUCGACAUCCAUCACAUCCGACUCCGUCCGUGUGAUCUGGACAGUGAGCACUGAAAUCAACCAUGGUAGCGCUAUAAUCAGUUAUGACAUGGAGACUGAACUAGGAAUAUACCCUGGUGAAUGGAGAACGGUAGCAACUGAUAUCCUGGAUUUUUCAGCAAUGAAUGAGGCUAUAAAUUUUGGACUAAGGGACGAUCAAAGGUUAGCAAUGAUAUCCGGACUGUUGCCCGACAUUGACUAUAGGUUUAGAGUCCGAGGCAUCAAUAGCUUUGGAAGAGGUCAAGAAGCAAGUUGGGGGUCUGUGUCCAUCAAAACACCAGCAAGAGCGCCUGUAACUGUUCCUAGAAACAUUCGUGGUCUAGACGAAGGAAAAGUUGGCACAUUAAACAUUGUCUGGGACCCUCUGGAUAUAUCGGAGUACAGUGGAUCCGGGGUCGGAUACAACGUUUACUUCAGGAAAUCAGAUGAUCCAAAGGAAUGGUUUCAUGUAAAAGUUCCAGGGGCAAAAAGUUCAAUGUAUUCACAUCUGGUAGGGGAAGAUAAUUUUUACCUUGAAUAUUCCGUAAAGGUUGGAGCGUUCAACGAUCAUGGCAGUGGUCCAAAUUCUACUGUACACACUGUCAUGUCUGCGGAAGGCAUGCCAAUAGUAGGUGUAAUAAUGGGCGACUGCGACAAUUACAACGAGUCGGCGUUUACCAUGACGUGGACACCAGUGGAAGAUACACGAGAGGUGGUAAAGGGAAAACUGAAAGGAUAUAGGUUACGGUAUUGGCACGAUGACUUUCCGGAAUAUGUGAUGUGGAGGGAUCUGUACGGACAGCAUGAUUCUGCCGUCAUCAUUGGUCUAGAGGAUAACACAAACUAUUGGGCUUCGGUACAGGUUAUGAACUUUGCUGGUGUUGGACCUAUUGGUGAAAUCCGUCUGGCUGAGACAUUUCAUUUAGCUCCAAUAGACUACCCGCGACAUGUGAAAGUGUGGCCACACUCGCAGCAUGCUAUUAGAGUCACUUGGCAAGGUGUCAGCACAUUAUUUAACGAGGAAUCUCUGCAAGGAUAUAUUAUUCGAAUUUGGAAAAUCCAGGAAGAUAUAAGAACUGCUCGAGAUGUCGUGGUAGAUAAAGUUAGAGAAGCUGUCGUUGAGGGUUUACAAACACAAACUGUCUAUGUUCUUCGUAUGUUAGGUUACAGUGUUGGCGGUGAUGGGACCCUCAGUCCUCAUAUCUAUUUUACAGUUGAAGGAGGAAAUGUACCAUUUGAUCCUACGACAACUAGAUUUUGCUUCACAUCAGAAGAAUGUGACUCUGGCUCUUCAUUGAAAAUGUCAUUGUUUUUAACACUUCUUUUAACCUUUAUGCACCUUUCCUUAUGAUAUGCUCAAUAUUUUAAUGUAUUGAUUAAGUAAUAACGGUAAGUGACAUAUCAGGACUGAAGAAAACUUUCAGACAUUUUCUCUGUGCACAAUAAACUGAAACGUUGAUAUUUUGUAUCUGGUGGCAUGGUCCAAUUUACCAAGCACUCACUGUCCAAAUGUUGGGAGUAGACAGUGUAUACUAAAACGUUGUUAAGUGAUAAUUCUGUUGUACAUCAAAUUGUAGUUCCCGGUGUAGAUUUCUUUCAUCAUGUCAUGAAGUAAGACUCUAAGUCUAUACAUGUAUAUAUGUACAUGACAGGUUUAUUAUAUGUGCCAUAUUAGACCCAUGCUUCUUAAAAUUUUAAAAACGCCUUAAAUAUAAAUAUAUUUGAAAUCGUUGCAUUACAACCAUUUUCAGUCUUCUUAACGAGACAAGUAUUGUAAAUAAAUUGUAAAUAAAUGUUAUGUAUAUAUCAUAUAGACAAAACUGAUAUAAUAUGAUUAUUCUACAUGUUUUAGGGUGAUCUUCAAAAACCAGUAAUGGAACACAUUUCCUAAAAAAGAUUUAUUUCCAGUAUUUUAUUUUAAUUAUGUUUAAUAUACCUUAUAUUUUGUCAUGUGUUUAUAUUGAGAGGUUGAGAUACGAUACUUACACGAGUACGUGUGCGGGAAGGAUUGUAUUCUGUGUUUUAAAUGGCGGCUGUCAAUAAUAAGAACAUAGAAAUAUUUUAGUAAAUGUGAUGAUAUAUGCAAGCUAAGAAACAUGUUAGUCGGACCAGAGCUAAGAAACAUGUUAGUCAGACCAGAAGUGUUAUAUCUUGCUUCGUCAUGAUGUCUUUGUCUGUCUGUGCCGUCAGUAAAUUACAUAUGGAAUGAAACUUCUAAUAUUAUUUCUUAUUUCAUACCGAACGAAGAUUUUUAAUGUUGCCUGAAAACGAAGCGACAAAAAUGCACGCAUGUUUAUCACGCCUGAGAAAUGGUUAAAUGCAAUAUUAUUGUACCAUUACUGCCUAUUAGGAUUUAUCCACCUUGAAAAAGUUAUAUCGGCCGACAUAUCAAACUUCAAUAAUCAAAUCCAAACAUUCGCAUUUGGUCAUUUUUUCCUGUAAAUUGUAACUCUUUGUAAUAUCAGAAUGUCUUGACGUAAUUACAACGGCAUGACUCCGACAUAUGAGUAAUUAAUCAUGUGACCAAUGGAAAUCAGUUAAUGAUAAACUGUUUUAUGAACAACUGUUUUAUGAACCGGAGGACGAAAUUUUGAACAAAGAAGAGACUGUGUACAUUAAGUAGAAUACAGGCGUAAAUAGUCUUGUUAAACCAGAAUAUGUCCAGUUUAGUGAACAAGUUUAGUUAUUGGACGCUUAUUGCAAGUAUAAAGUACAAGCAAUGAGACACCACUUCAUAGAAUUAAUUAUAUAUCAAUAUUAUUACACGGACUGCGUGGAAUAAAAAAGGUACACUAAUACAAUGAUGUGUUUUUGAUGUAUGCCAAUCGUAAAUUUAGUUUAUUUUUGUUUGCUGAAUAUUCUGGUUUGGUGUGUAUGUGCAACAGAAGCAGUUAACAGGCUGUAUCAUUAAACGAGACGAUAAUCUGGGCAAUGUUUAUUCACACAAAUAUUUUGUUUCUCCUUGAAGUAAAUUACUCCAAAUCGCAGUACUAUAAUGACACUGUCACUUUUUGGAACGUGUGCACGUGAUUUAACAACUGCAUAAUAAAAUAUUAUAAAUCUUCAUUUAAAGGGCACGUGGCCGUACCUUCAUCGCAUACUUGUAACAGGAACAUGAAUAUUCAAGUUGUUAUUAAUAUGGAAAACAGAAUAUUUUAUAUUUCUCAUGGCUUACACAGUAGAGUUAGCGUUUCUAAUAUUUUAUAGCUAAAGGUAUAUAUUAGUGCCGUGUACAAUUCAAUUAAUAACAAUAUUACAAGUAAUUAAAAAUGUAAAAGUGCACGCAACAAUGUUGUUAUGUUUUUGCUUAGCCGCAAUCUGUAUAGCUUCACUCUGCUGUAUCAUACAUCGCCGAAGAUCAUUCUGUAUGUGUGUACAUUUUAAUACCCAUUAUAUUCAUUGUACAUUGUCAGGGGGAAAAUAAAGAUGUUUUCCAUUAUUUUUUAAAGUGUUAUUUUUUUCUGUUUUCGGCUUGAGAUUUACGUAGAAAGGACUGCAUGCUUAAUCUCGAUACACAGAGGAUAUUACAGGAGUACGUUUUGAUAUUGUAGUUAUUAAACGAGCUGAAUAAAUUAACAGAAUGCGAGGCUCUGAGCCUUUUA
Mercenaria mercenaria is the source of this 6065-nucleotide messenger RNA. RefSeq names its product contactin-5-like. NCBI's taxonomy places the organism in Eukaryota, Metazoa, Mollusca, Bivalvia, Venerida, Veneridae. The record is from RefSeq and is a predicted model, not a curated record. Gene Ontology annotation, molecular function: protein binding. Bases 86 to 3814 code for a protein of 1242 amino acids. The transcript is spliced from 26 exons. Gene Ontology annotation, biological process: cell-cell adhesion.